Molecule: messenger RNA, 887 nt
Organism: Tupaia belangeri chinensis (Chinese tree shrew)
Lineage: Eukaryota; Metazoa; Chordata; Mammalia; Scandentia; Tupaiidae
Product: kallikrein-1
Exons: 5
Coding region: 57-842 (261 amino acids)
Biological process (GO): zymogen activation; regulation of systemic arterial blood pressure
Cellular component (GO): secretory granule
Molecular function (GO): serine-type endopeptidase activity
Source: RefSeq, a predicted model, not a curated record
AGGGAGGUUCCCACAUCCUAGCUCACGCCGGCCUGCCCCUGGACACCUCUGUCACCAUGUGGUUCCUGGUUCUGUGCCUCGCCCUGUCCCUGGGGGGGACUGGUGCUGCGCCCCCUGUCCAGUCCCGGAUCAUUGGAGGCUGGGAGUGCAAGCAGCAUUCCCAGCCCUGGCAGGUGGCUCUGUACCAUUACAGCCACUUCAGCUGUGGGGGCGUCCUGCUGUACCCCGAGUGGGUGCUCACGGCCGCCCACUGCUACAGCAAUAAUUACCAGCUCUGGCUGGGUCGCCACGACCUGUACGAGGACGAGGACACGGCGCAGUUUGUCCAGGUCCGCGGCAGCUUCCCGCACCCACAGUUCGACCUGAGCCUCCUGAAUAACACCACCCCGGCCCCCGACGAGGACUACAGCCACGACCUCAUGCUGCUGCGCCUGGCCGAGCCCGCCCGGCUCUCAGCCGCGGUGCAGGUCCUGGCGCUGCCGGACCAGGCGCCCGCAGUGGGGAGCACCUGCUACGCGUCGGGCUGGGGCAGCGUGCGGCCCUUAAACUUCUCGUACCCAGACGUUCUGCAGUGCGUGGACGUCGAGCUGCUGCCCAACGAGGUGUGCGAGGAAGCCCACACCCAGAAGGUGACGGAGUUCAUGCUGUGUGCGGGGCGCGUGGAAGGCGGCAAGGACAUCUGCGUGGGGGACUCGGGUGGCCCGCUCAUCUGCGACGGUGUGUUUCAAGGCCUCACGUCGUGGGGCUACACCCCGUGCGGCAGCCGCAAUAAGCCCUCGCUCUUCACCUACGUGCUGAAGUAUAAGCAGUGGAUCGAGGACACCAUCGCCGCCAACCCCUGAACGUCCGCCGUCCCCCACCCUCAGUAAAACCCGAUGUGCAACAAA